This is a messenger RNA of Uncinocarpus reesii 1704, 1239 nucleotides long. Its product is annotated as Cas4p protein. NCBI's taxonomy places the organism in Eukaryota, Fungi, Ascomycota, Eurotiomycetes, Onygenales, Onygenaceae. The transcript has 5 exons. Gene Ontology annotation, cellular component: trans-Golgi network; endosome; Golgi apparatus. Gene Ontology annotation, molecular function: antiporter activity. The coding region runs from base 1 to 1239 and encodes 412 amino acids. The record is from RefSeq and is a predicted model, not a curated record.
AUGUCUGCCGCCGAGCAGGAGAAAUCGAGAUCCUCCGGCGAGGACAAGCCAGCCGCCUCCUCUCCCUCCUCCUCGUCGCCCUCGACCGCUGACGCUCCGGUCCUGCCCACCGUCAACCCUGCCGUUCCCAAGACAGAGCCCCCCAAGUCGACACUGCAUCCUGCGUUCUACGUCGUCUCGUGGAUUUUCUUCAGCUCCUCCGUGAUUCUUUAUAACAAAUACCUGCUUGACGAGAAGGAGAGCAUAUUCCCGAUCAUCCUCACAACAUGGCAUUUGGCAUUUGCAGCGUUCAUGACCCAGGUCCUAGCCCGCACCACCACUCUGCUUGACGGCCGGAAGAAGGUUAAGAUGACAGGCCGGGUUUACCUCCGUGCAAUUGUCCCGAUUGGUUUCUUUUUCAGCCUGAGUUUGAUCUGCGGCAACGUAGCAUACCUGUACCUGAGCGUAGCCUUUAUCCAGAUGCUCAAGGCCACUACUCCCGUCGCCGUACUCAUCUGCACCUGGUCUCUGGGAAUGGCGCCUCCCAAUAUGCGAGUGUUGUUCAAUGUCUCGUUCAUUGUGCUCGGAGUCAUCAUUGCGUCGUUUGGUGAAAUCCAUUUCGUCUUGAUUGGAUUUCUCUUCCAGAUCGGCGGUAUCGCGUUCGAGGCCACUCGACUUGUCAUGGUGCAGCGUCUGUUGAGCUCAGCCGAAUACAAGAUGGACCCGCUGGUCUCCCUUUAUUACUUCGCCCCUGUCUGUGCCGUUAUGAAUUUCGUGGUCGCCUUGUUUGUCGAAAUCCCACGGUGCGGGUUGGCAGAUAUCCAAAAGGCCGGGCUGAUUACUCUUUUGGCCAACGGAAUGGUGGCCUUUUUGCUUAAUGUUGCCGUUGUCUUCCUGAUUGGCAAAACCUCGUCUCUCGUUCUGACGCUGUGCGGUGUUUUGAAGGAUAUUCUCCUGGUCACCAUCUCCGCAAUGUGGUGGAAGACGCCAGUGACGCCGCUUCAACUGUUUGGAUAUACGAUCGCUAUCGGGGGCCUGCUCUACUACAAGCUGGGCGCUGACAAGAUGAAGGAAUAUGCCAGCCAGGCCAAUCGGUCGUGGGCGGAAUACGGUGCCACCAACCCGAUCAGGCGUCGCCUUAUCGUCGUCGGCGUCUCUGCCUUUGUGAUCAUCUGCCUCUUGGUGCAAGUCGGUGGGCCGUAUGAUCCCAACAGCCUCAAGGGUAUGAUCCCGGGCAAAACGACGGCGAACAAUGCGUGA